CAUGCAGUAGCUGGAUAUCAGGCAAUAGCUCACGGGCUUUCUUUGUUUUUCUUUCUUCUGAAGAAUGCUUUGAAGAACGGGGAGUGUUCAGAGCCUUCGGACAAGCAGGAGCAGUGCUCGGGGACGAAGAGAAAAAACAACAAAAAAAACCGAAGUAGAAAGAAAAGCAACACAACGCUAUCAAAACAGUGGAAAGUUGGUGACAGCUGUAACGCUGUUUGGUCUGAGGAUGGCAAUGUAUACCUAGCAACUAUUGCCUCAAUUAAUCAGAAGAGGGGGACAUGCGUUGUCAUUUACACUGGAUAUGGAAAUAAGGAAGAGCAGAACCUCUCUGAUUUACUUCCUCCAGCCAACGAUGAAACAGUAAAUGAGAUGGGGAAUUCUGGGGAGAAUGAGAAUGAGACUCAAUAUUCAACAGAUGAAAGUGAAAAAUCUUCCCAGUCACCUCGAAACAAAAACUGCGCAAAAGCUAGAUUCUCUCCUCGAAACUCACGUUUUCCCAUACCCCCUGCAGCUCCAGGCCUGGGAAAGCUUGGAUCAAAAUUCAGUGCCUCUCCACCAUUUUUGUCAUGCUGGCCCCCACCCUUCCCAACAGGACCACCGCUGAUUCCUCCUCCACCACCUAUGGGGCCAGAUUCUCCUGAGGACGAUGAAGCACUGGGGAGUAUGUUGAUAGCCUGGUACAUGAGUGGCUAUCACACUGGGUAUUACCUGGGUUUAAAGCAGAGUCGAAUGGAAGCUGCUCUAGAGAGAGAACCCCAUUCUAAAUAACUGAAUAUCCAUCACUGCCUUGAAGGAUUCCAGGUACAGAUCUCUCCCACGGAGAGGGGUAUAUCACUUGUGAAUUGGUUGAUGGUGAAGAGCAGAAUUUUAUCAAGACAACCUUAACGUUUUGUUAAUAGUGAUAACUAGUAGACAAAUUACUGGAGACUAGUAAUUCUAUGUGCAUUGAAACAGACUAUUUCUUAAAGACCUCCAGUCAAACGUAUAUUUAGUAAGUACUGCAGCAAUAAAAUGCUCUUUAGCUCCUUGAAACAAUUUUAAGCCUAAUGUGAAUUAAAAAAAAAUACUUGCUAGAUUUCUUUCAUUCCUCAAUUUAACACCUCUUGUAACUAUUUUAUCUUGUACUCCUUAGACUUUUGAUCUAAAUUUCUUGAUCUGAAUUACAAUCCCAGUGCUUUUCAAUAGAACAAGCAAGUACAGUAUUUUCUGCCAAGACACAGUAGGGCAGCAGUGUAUGUUACUGUGGCCGCUGAUGGCAAUGACCUGGAAAAUAGUACACCACCAUAUUAAGAGAGAUACCUAUUUUUAUGGUUAGGAUCAGAAUCCUGAAUGAUAGCUGAACUCAAGAAAAAUUAAUCUUUGUUUCACUGUGAAUAAAGUUUACUUUCAAACUUUG
Molecule: messenger RNA, 1399 nt
Organism: Struthio camelus australis
Lineage: Eukaryota; Metazoa; Chordata; Aves; Struthioniformes; Struthionidae
Source: RefSeq, a predicted model, not a curated record